Messenger RNA from Paraglomus occultum, 504 nucleotides. Lineage: Eukaryota; Fungi; Glomeromycota; Glomeromycetes; Paraglomerales; Paraglomeraceae. The record is from the annotation of a GenBank genome assembly.
AUGCGGCUCGGCUCUAUUGCAUUCCUUCUUGUUAUAUUAGCCGUUUCUGCUGUAGCCGACAUUUCGUUCAUCACACCUAAUUCUCGAUACUAUGCUGUAGCUAAUGCGACCGCUUCCAUAACGUGGCAAUACUCUGGUAACGUCUCAACAAAUAUUAGCCUCUGGCUCGGAUUGAAGCAACGUAACGGAAAUACCUCGUUCGACAUUACACAGCCUUCCGCCUUUUCUGUUCCACUCGCAUCUGAGAAAUAUGACUGGAAGAUACCGCCAAAUGCUUGGGGUGCCAUCAACAAUGCUAAUUGGGUAGUCAAGGCCUACCCAGCAGUCAUUUCAAACGGCGAUAUGCCGCAUCAUGGUGAUAAAGCCUUAGGCGAGAGUGAGACGUUUACUAUUAAGCCUGUCGGUACUGAACCGCCGCAGGACAGUGCGUCGUCAUUCUCGUCACCACCAUUGUUCAUCAUCAUAAGUAGCAUUGUCGUCGUUGUCUUAUUCUUUGGGUUUUAA